CGCAGUCUAGCUCUCAUCGCCCGGCGGAGUAGAUUUUCGCACGCAGACAGCAUCUGAAGGGAAUAAAUUGUAUUUUCCAGAGAUCCUAAACCGUUAAUUAAAAAAAAUGGCUCCCCCCACGUAUGGCGAUUUGGGAAAGAGUGCUCGUGAUAUAUUCAGCAAAGGCUAUCACUUCGGCCUUCUGAAGCUCGACGUCAGCACCAAGACCGACUCUGGUGUUGAGUUCUCCAGUGGUGGUUUCUCCAAUCAAGACACCGGGGUCGUCGUAGGAAAUCUCGAGACCAAGUACAAGAUUAAGGAGUACGGGCUGACGUUCUCUGAGAAGUGGAAUACAGAUAAUCUUCUUGGAACGGAUGUCACUAUUGCUGAUAAGUUACUCCAGGGCCUCAGCAUUGGAUACAGCUGCACAUUCUCUCCCCAGACUGGAAGCAAGACUGGUAAAUUGAAGACAACAUACAAACACGAAAAUGUAUCAGCAACUGCUGAUUUCGAUCUCAGUCUCAACAGUGGACCAUUGAUUCACACAACUGCUGUCGUUGGAUACCAGGGAUGGCUUGCGGGCUAUCAGACGUCGUUUGACUCCCAGAGGAGCAAAAUAACCAAGAACAACUUUGCUCUUGGCUUCACAGCCAAAGACUUUGGUGUUCACGCCGCAGUGGACAACGGUCGUGAGUUCAAUGGCUCGAUUUACCACCUGGUGAAGCCCGGCCUCGAGGGAGCUGUCAACAUGGCGUGGAACUCUGGAAACAACGCAACUCAGUUCAGCCUCGGUGCCAAGUACAAUCUCGAUAGUGCUGCAUCAGUCAGGGCCAAGGUCAACUCUCAGUUGCAGAUUGGUUUGGGAUAUCAGCAGAAACUCCGCGAUGGAGUGACUAUGAGUCUCUCAACAAACAUCGAUGGCAAGAAUUUCGGCUCUGGUGGCCACAAAGUCGGUAUUGCUCUCGACCUGGAAGCCUAAGGCCUCCACCACAAUAAAUCCAUCAUCAAUAAUAAACUGAACAAAUCAGUAAAUUCUGUCCCACUCGAGUAACAAUAUCGUAACUCUGGUGUCGCUAAGGAAUGAAUUAAAUAAAGAGAAAAAAAAACUUGUGAACACAUUUAAAAUCUGCGCACCUCGGUUCCGAGUUAAACCUGUAAACGUAUUAGAUAGAAUUACACCCGAUUUUCACGGGCGCCUCGCAGAAUCACGUUGGCAUCAGUUAAGUAUCGAAGAAUUUAUCGAGAUAAUAAUGGAUAAGGGAAUGAAAAUUCAGGAUGACUUUAAGUCUAUGAUAAACGUUCUAUUGAAAAAAAUGAUCUUGGAUCAUCCAUCGUUAAUGUAUUUGUCGACUUUUUUUCUGAUGAGCACUUCUCUCAUUUAGUUAUAGAAUUUGGAAAAGCUUAAACAUCGAGAAUUUCAUUGAAAUUUAUAAAAUAAAGAGGCUAAUUAUUCCCUGUUGACUUUGUAUCCUUGUAGAUAUGCUUUACUCCGUUUCUCUCAUUGGUUGACGCUGCUUUUUGUAAUAAAAUAUCUUGAGGAAAAUAAAAAAAAAGUAGACAAUGCA
This is a messenger RNA of Fopius arisanus, 1544 nucleotides long. RefSeq names its product voltage-dependent anion-selective channel. Gene Ontology annotation, cellular component: mitochondrial outer membrane. Gene Ontology annotation, molecular function: voltage-gated monoatomic anion channel activity. Gene Ontology annotation, biological process: monoatomic anion transmembrane transport. The record is from RefSeq and is a predicted model, not a curated record. The coding region runs from base 107 to 958 and encodes 283 amino acids. The transcript has 6 exons. NCBI's taxonomy places the organism in Eukaryota, Metazoa, Arthropoda, Insecta, Hymenoptera, Braconidae.